This is a messenger RNA of Thamnophis sirtalis, 8701 nucleotides long. It is a transcript of the gene ZNF827, whose product is annotated as zinc finger protein 827. Gene Ontology annotation, biological process: positive regulation of transcription by RNA polymerase II. The record is from RefSeq and is a predicted model, not a curated record. Lineage: Eukaryota; Metazoa; Chordata; Lepidosauria; Squamata; Natricidae. Gene Ontology annotation, cellular component: nucleus.
GAGCAGCCAUAGACACCGCCGCACCAGCCCUCAUUAUUGGCACCGCAUAUGAGCACACACUCUUCCCCUCGUCCAUUAGAUCCAUUUCCAUUGAGGAAUAUUACGACCGGGGACAAACCAGGUGCACGACCGGGGGGCAGAAAAAGAAAAGGUGGGGGAGGAAGGGCAAGGAAAAGGGGAGCGGGGAAUCCCUUCCCCUUGGCUCCAGGAAAAGCGGCUUUCUAACCGCCUCCCCCCCCUUGCCCACGAGAAGAAAAGCAACCUCUGCUGGGCAGCUCCCCUUGCCCCGCUUUGUGCCUGCCUCUGUCCCUCUUUGGGAUUUUUUUUUUCCUUUGGUCUCCCAUUAAACCAAGGAGGAGAAUGUGAAAAGGGGGGAAAAUGCCCAGGAGGAAGCAGGAGCAACCCAAGCGCCUCUCUUCACAUGGUACUAGACAGGAAGAAGCCGAAGAGGAACUUAGUGAGGAAGAGCAUUGGUUUGGGAACUCUUCAGAGACCCCAUCAGAAGCAUCUUAUGGAGAAGUCCAGGAGAACUUCAAAUUAUCCUUUGAGGACAGGAUCCAAGAACAAUCCACAUCUCCAGACACUUCUUUGGGGAGCGGAACUCCUAGUAGCAACACAUUGGAAUUGGUGGCUGUUGAGAAUGAGGCCAUAAGAGAUGUAUUACAGAACAGGGAACAUCUCUCUUCUAGCGUAUCUUCUUCUAUCUGUGAUGAUGAUAAUCCUGGGUCAAACAAGCCAUUGAGUAGUAAUUUGAGACGUCUGCUGGAGGCUGGUUCUCUCAAGCUAGACACUACUAUCACAGUUAAUGGCCGGGUUGAGUCCCCAGUAAAUCUUGGCUCAAAUAUCUCUUUUUCUCCAGCUACACAUCAUGCCCAGCAGCUAAGUGUCCUUGCAAGAAAGCUAGCUGAAAAACAGGAACAAAACGAUCAGUAUGGCCCAAACACAGGUUUCAUAUGGAAUCAAGGCAAAUGGUUGCCUAACUCAAUGCCCUCUUGCAGCUUGUCUCCAGAUUCAGCAAUCCUAAAAUUGAAAGCCGCUGCCAAUGCAGUCCUUCAAGACAAGUCUCUUUCUCGGACUGAAGAUCCAACAAUAAGGUUUGAAACCUUCCCUUCACCAUUUAGUUCUCAAUCAGCAAGCUCCACCUUAGCUGCGUUAUCAAAGAAGGUCAGUGAAAGAAGCAUGACUCCUGGGCAGGACCAUUCACCUCCCGCAAAUUCUUUCCUUUCUCUCACCUCAAUGACUUCUUCAGCAGCUCUACUCAAGGAGGUGGCUGCAAGAGCUGCAGGCAGCCUUUUGGCUGAAAAGAAAAAGUCACUGAUUGUAGAAGAUCCCCUGCAGCUUUCAGACAUGAAGCAAGAGAAAUUAAUUCCACCACAGUCUUUGGAACUAUUGUUACUCCCAGCCCCUAAAGGAAGAGCUUCUAAAACCACAAAUUCAGCCUCAGAAGAAGAAAGUGGGAAACCUUUCCAAUGUCCAAUCUGCGGCUUGGUUAUAAAAAGGAAGAGCUACUGGAAACGGCACAUGGUGAUCCAUACAGGCUUAAAAAGUCAUCAGUGUCCUUUGUGUCCAUUUCGUUGUGCACGAAAAGACAAUUUGAAGUCACAUAUGAAGGUUCACCAACACCAGGACCGGGGAGAGACAUUUCAGUGCCAGCUGUGUCCAUUUACUUCCUCUCGCCAUUUCAGUCUGAAACUCCACAUGCGUUGCCACCAACAUUUUCUGAGGACAGAAGCCAAAGUGAAGGAAGAGAUUCCAGAAAUGGAUGUCAAGAUCUCACCACUACUGAGUGACAACUCCAGAAUGGGUCAGGAGGUAGAUGGAGGAACAGAUCAUGUAGGGACUACUGCUGCCUCUAGAUCUCCUGAUGCACUUGGGCAGGUGGGAACUACCAUCCCACCUCUGCUAGUCAAAGAAGAACCCAAAGAUGACAGCAGUGCCCCCAGCCCCUCUUUAGCCCUCAAUGUUGUUGACAGAAUUGCCAACAGUACAAAGCUAAAAGAUUCCAUUGACUUUAUGACCAAUACAGCAUCAGCACUUUUCAGUCAGGAUAUAUCAGUCAAGAUGGCUUCAGAUUUUCUUAUGAAGCUUUCAGCUGCAAAUCAAAAAGAACCCUUGACACCUACAUUUAAAGUGAAAGAAGAACCGAAAGAUGAGGACAGUGCAAGCUCCACAUUGUCUAAAACCAGUUAUGGUUUUAGUCAUGAACCUGAAGUAUCUGCCCCAAGUAUUCCUAAGGAGAAUCCCAAACCACAAGAAGCGCCAGCAAAUGUACUGCAACAGGAUAUGUCAGUCAAAGCAGCAUCUGAACUUCUCAUGAAAUUAUCAGCGGAAAGUUACAAGGAAUCCCAGACAACAAAGAUUAAAGAAGAGCCAAUGGAAGUUGAGAUUCAUGAAUCCCAUGCCUCUGUUUCACCUAGCCAAAAUGUCAGUUACAGCACUUUACUUAGGCAAGAAAUAACUGAACAGGUACAAAAGAUCCCUGAAAGCCGUGUAGUUCCGGAGAGAAACCUCUUUAGCCAAGAUAUAUCCGUGAAAAUGGCUUCAGAAUUACUUUUUCAAUUGUCAGAAAAAGUGAGCAAAGAGCACAAUCACUCUAAAGAUAAUACCAUCACUAUUUCAACUAGCCCAUUUUUUUCUGAAGAUACUUUUAGACAAUCACCAUUCACUUCGAACUCAAAAGAUCUGUCUAAUGAGAGUGCUGUUCAGGGAAGGACAUCAGUUCUAGAAACGGACAAUAUAGGACUAGAAACUGGAAAUGGGUUGUCGUCUUGGAAAUUUAAUGACCAGCUCUUUCCUUGUGAUGUAUGUGGAAAAGUGUUUGGCCGACAACAGACGUUGUCCCGACAUCUCUCCCUGCACACAGAAGAGAGAAAAUAUAAAUGCCAUUUGUGCCCAUAUGCUGCUAAGUGCCGUGCUAAUCUGAACCAGCACCUGACUGUGCAUUCUGUGAAGUUGGUGAGUACAGACACUGAGGACAUUGUCAGCGCUGUUACAUCUGAAGGCAACGAUGGAAAGAAGCAUCCUUAUUACUACAGUUGUCAUGUGUGUGGAUUUGAAACAGAGCUGAAUGUCCAGUUUGUCAGUCAUAUGUCUCUUCAUGUGGAUAAAGAACAAUGGAUGUUUUCUAUUUGCUGCACAGCCUGUGAUUUUGUUACCAUGGAAGAGACGGAGAUGAAGGCUCAUGUUGCCACCAAGCAUGCAGGUGAUAACCUCUCUCUGUGUCCAGGUGAAGAAAGGAAAACACCCAGUGAUUCAACCAGUCCUUCUUCUUCUUCCUUGUCAGCACUUAGUGAUUCUGCCAAUAGUAAAGAAGAUGCAGAUAUAAGUCCCAAACCCAAGGGAUCCAAUAACCUGCUAGUUAUUUCCGUAGUGCCUGGUAGUCAGACUCUAUUAAAUGCGGAAGAAAAAUCAGAGAAAGGUUUUGAAUGUGUUUUCUGUAACUUUGUCUGCAAAACAAAAACCAUGUUUGAACGCCAUUUGCAAAUCCACCUGAUUACACGGAUGUUUGAAUGUGAUGUGUGCCACAAGUUCAUGAAGACUCCUGAGCAAUUACUGGAGCACAAGAAAUGCCAUACUGUCCCCACUGGUGGGCUCAAGUGUCCCUUCUGCAUUUAUUCUACAAACCGUCCAGCAGCAAUGGAAUGCCAUUUGAAAACCCACUACAAAAUGGAGUACAAGUGCCGGAUCUGCCAAGCAGUGAAAGCCAAUCAGCUCGAGCUGGAAAUGCACGUUCGAGAGCAUCGCCUUGGCAACCACUACAAGUGUGAUCAGUGUGGCUAUCUUUCAAAGACUGCCAACAAGCUGAUAGAGCAUGUGCGUGUGCAUACAGGAGAACGCCCUUUUCACUGUGACCAGUGCAGCUACAGCUGCAAACGCAAAGACAAUCUCAACCUGCACAAGAAACUCAAGCAUGCGCCCCGGCAAACCUUCAGCUGCGAAGAGUGCCUCUUCAAGACCACCCACCCAUUUGUCUUCAGUCGCCAUGUGAAGAAACAUCAAAAUGGAGACUGCUCUGAAGAGGAAAAAAGGGGUCAGGGUGUGAAUUCCACAGAAGCCAGCCCCCUGCUCAUGGCCAACAGUUCCCGCAGCCUCUUGUCCCCUCUCUCAGUCAUGUCAGCCUCCCAUGCUCUACAGACAGUGGCCAUGUCAGCCGCUCAAAGUGGCGGGACAGAGCCAAAUCUGGCGUUGAGGGCCUUGAGCAUAAACGGCACUUCCCUGUGCUUUGAUAAAUAUCGGAACUCUGAGUUUGCCCACCUCAUUCCCUUGACCAUGUUUUUCCCCAAAAACCACUUUGAAAUAACAUUCCAUUCACCUCAACCACAGACCCUAUGCUUGGAUGACACUUCGCCGAAGCACUCCUUCCUUGCCUAUCUCGGACUAACAGAAAGACCAGAAGCUCUCUAGGACAGCCUCCUCUGUACCAAAAAUCCUCCACACCGCACCCCUGACACGCCCCCCAGACUCCAAGCAGGUUUUAUUUCAAACCAUAGAUCCAAGAGUUUGGCUGCCCAACCAAUUGUACAAUUUAUCGUUAGUGGUAAGUUACAGCCAAGAAAAUGGCGCCACUCGUCUCCUUAAUACAUGGCCAUGAAGGCUGCUUCGUUAAACCUUAGGACAGACGACCUCCUGCAUAUUUCUUCAGAGGCAUGUUUCCGUACUCUCAUCUACCUGAGAAACAUUUUUGUCUCUUUUAAGCUGAACAAGAGUGUCCUUAAUGGCAGUCAGCACUAGCUAAGAUGACCCUUUGAUGCAUUUGACUUUGGGUUAUGAAUCUGAGCAUUUCUAAAAAAAAAGAGUCUGUGUGCCAUGGCAUUGCUUUUGCACAUCGUUUUGUACUGGCUUAUUUAAUAUGAACUUAAGAAGCUGCCUUAUGCUGCAUCGACCCCAGUUUUGUCUGUUUAUGAUUGACACCAGUUCUCCAGGAUAGAAGUCAUUUCUAGCAGCUGCUUCCUGAGAUUUCUUAACCAAACAUGCUGGUGGCUGAAUCUGGGAUCUUUAUACAUACAAAGCAUGUGCUCUACCACUGAGCUGUAGCCCCACCCCUGUGAAACAUUGCAGUCGUCCAGGCUUGCUCAUCUUGCCUGCUUCUCUUUUACUGCUCAGUUAUGGAAUGUAAGAACAGCAAUCAAGAAGAAACUAGCAUGGCAGUCAGUCCUGCUGGGAAUUUGCUAUGUUAAUCGCAGGCUAGGUUAGUCUCACAUCUUAGAGUUUGAUGAUCAGGGCAAAAGCAGGAGAGGGGAAAUUACUUUAGCCUUGCAAGAUGAUGCUAUUUCAGAUAGUAACUUUUUUCUUACAUGGAGAUAUUCUGUAUGGCCAGUGCAUGUACACAUGUAAUAUGAAGGGCUUUUCUCUGUGUACACAUUUGGAUAGCCAAGUUUUCAUACCUGCUGCUCCGUGGAUUUAUUCAUGUUCUGACCCUUCCCAGCAAAGAAAACACUCCUAUUACCCUUGAAAUAAUACAGUCAAUGUGAUUAUCUCUAUGAAGGAAAAAAGAUAAUGUUUAAAGCAGUCCUGAAUACAUAACAGUGAUGUAUGAGAAGGCAGCUAGAUUUAUAAACAACAAGUGUGUUGCAUACGUGCCCCUAAUUUGAUUGUUUGGUUACAUUCAUGUGACUUGGUCCUUUUUAAAAAAUACUUUUGGAUACAAAUACCCAAGAACAAGGUACAUAUGAUAAGGCAUUUGUUUUAGACUGGACAUAACACAUUACAUUUAAAUUGCUGCUUUCCUUGGUCAGAUAACUGGAGGCAGAAACCUGAUCAUUUUGCCAACUCGCUUCUUCUAGUCAACAAAGAAAAAUAUCUUGAUUCGAAAAUAUGUGCACUAUUCAAAUUUGACCAAGGCGACUACAGAAAAAUAGAGCAAACAGCCCUCAGGCCACAAAAUCACAUCUACACAUUCUCAGUUGGUCUGAAUGCAGAUUGUGAGGGCAAGGAUGCACAUUUAGAAAUAAUUAAAUCCAAAAGAAGGCAUUUUAAAAAGGAAGGAUUUUUUAAAUUCUGGGCAUUAGGGCUCAGACUAAAUAAAGGCAGGUUUUGCACAGUGGUUGAGUCUUGCACUAGUAUGUUUCUCACUAGCAAAAAAAAGUAAAAGAAACAUAUCAAAGAUAAUGUUUCUUUUUUUAACUGAAAAAUAUCAUGUACAUUUGAAAAGUAAGUGCAAGUUCUUUCAAAUGGAAGGAGAAAAAGGUGCUGUUUAAUUAUAGAAUUCUCUUUUAUAUGUCCAACUAUUCAGCUAUACUGGCAACUUUGUGUUCUAUCCCUUUCACGUUAUUUGUAUUCCUUUAUAAUAUUUGCUAAGGCUUACUCAAGUAUACUCUUCUAGGAAAGUAACUUUAUAUUUUCUUAAGGCUCUUAUUUUUAGUCAUUAAAAUGACAUAAAUAUUGCACUUUAUUGCAGUAGAAGCAAAUGUUGCAUUCCUAGUGGUUGAUCUAAAAUAUUAACAUUUCCUAAGAUUUAAAAAAAAUGCCCAUGCACUGAACAUUUAUUAUAAAUCACUAUCAUAAAUGUUUUCCCCACUAAAGAAAUAUGAGGGAGGGGAGUGUUCAAAGUUCUUACUAUAGAGAACAAAGAAGGAGAAAACCUAAAUACUAGCCAUUGAUAACACUGAAUUAACAUAAUAAGCAUAGUCAAAAUAAUGAAAGUUCAUGAAGAGGUUUAAUCAAUGUAGGGCCUUAUCUGGCUGAUUUACGGUAAAAUAAGUUAUUGUUUUAAAUCUCCUAAGAAAAGUUUUGGGACCCUGUUUAUUGCACUAAAUUCUGAUAAAAAAUACUUUCAGAAAUUUUGGGAACUAUUCAUCAAAAGGAUGAUUAAGAUAAAGUUGAUGUAAUGUGAUGAACUAACUGUGGCAUUGCAAUACUAUGCAAUAGUCAGCAUCACUUCUUGGAGCCUUCCCCAGCCAUUCAUUGUGCUGGCAGAGGCUGCUUCGUUGUGGAAACCCAAUGCACCCGGAAGACACAAAAUAGAGGAAGGCUGAGUUUCUGAUCCUGUUCCCACUAUAUGAUUAACCUCAUCCAUGUGCCAAAUUAUAGUCACCAUCCAUCGUGUGCAAGCAACAAUCAAGGAUGGAUUUGUCCAUGGGAUGGGAGCUAAUAUUUUAAAUUGGGCCCCUGUUUCCUUUUUUUCACCUUACAUCAGAGUGAAAAAUUAAAUUCAGAGAAGGGUAUUUUUAUCCAUUUCCUACUUGUGCUUCCCCCCCCUCUCCCCGCCUUGCAGUCACGAGAUUGGAAACAAAAUCAGCCAUAUAGAUGGAAUGUCUAGGGGAAAAAAACCUUCAUGGGCCUCUCCAGAAUUUCAUCCUACCCUAGGCAAGAUCAAUGUUAAGCCCAUGGCCAGUGGCAACAUGGCUAACCAGACGGAUUUAAUUUAUUCUUUGUGAAAUUAUUUAUGGCUAGUUCUAAGUCCCUCGUGUCCGGUUGCUAUCUCAGUUAACCCAUAGGUUAACCCUCUUGGCCAGAUAAGUGUCAUGGGGAAACGGUCAUUAAUAACCCCCUCCUUUACUUGUUUCCAGCGAUGCACAUCUUGGGGAAUAGGGCUCCUGCGCACCCUAACAACCUCAUGACUCCUGAAGCCGGGCAGAAGAAGUCUAGUAAAGAAUGGGAUGUGAUCUGGAAUGUGAAAGCUACCUAGUACUCUGUCAUAUGGGAGUAGAGCAGUGGCAGAUCCAUCUGUACAACUGUAAUGGUGUUCUAAUAGUGCAGGUGGGAUUUUGCAAUAAACAAAUGAUCUGGCCAAUUUCUCUUCCCCAGAAUGUGGCUGCAACAGCAUUGCCAAAUAGUGAACAAGAGUUUGAGCUCAAUUAUCUAAUCCGACCUCCCCCAACCCAGUACCUUCCAUGCAUGUUGGGUUACAGCUUUCUUCCAUCCCAGACUGUGUACUUUGGCCGUGAUUAAAGUUUAUGCAUCAGUUCAUGUGGACGGUACCAGACUGGAGCAACCUAAGCUCUGGAGGUUUCAGGAACUUGUUUUGGGAGUAAUCUUGAAGCAAUUAUUCAGCUGCAGUUGCCAUUAAAUUAUAAGCUUCAUAAAUCUCUUUGACUGAUGAUUUUGGAAGAAAUAAAGUUAAUGCCAUGCUCAUUAGGGAGCAUAAUAAUUUAGAAUGCUAAAAAUUUGUGACAAAAAAUAUAUAUGGAGAUUUCUUCCUACAAGUGGCUACUGCAGUUAACUACAUAUAUUCAAGGUGUUUUAAGAUAACUUCCAAACAACGAAUGACCCUAUGAAAAAGAUAAAAUAUAAUAUUGUGUCAGCAAGUAAGCUACGCAUGCAUAGGAAUGUUAUAAACAUUUUUUCUGUAAACCAAAUAGUGCAAUAUACAUAGGGGAUUUCAAGGAAUGAAAGUAUUACGAUGCUAUGAGCAAUUUAAUGCCUUGGGUUUAACCAGUUUCCUUUUGUAUUUGUUUGUCAUGGUAAUGCUUAAUGUAAUUGGGCAGCUUUAUUUAGCACUUUGACCACUGAUUAUUUCUGGAAAGUUAAUUAUGCAUUGUUUCUGUUUAAGAGGGGAAAAAAGAAUUUGAGGUGUUUUUAUUUUUUUAAGAAAAAAUAUACAGUAUUUAUCAAAGCCCUUGCAUACCCAAGAAUUGGUUUGCUGUUUGACGCUAAAACUAGGAAUGCUCACUAAUAUACCUUUUGCUUGUUAAAAAAAACUUAAUGUUUGUAUCAACAGUUCACUUUGUACCUGUUUUUCCCCACUAUGCACUCCUUAAAA